Messenger RNA from Cynara cardunculus var. scolymus (artichoke), 1415 nucleotides. Its product is annotated as CMP-sialic acid transporter 5. The record is from RefSeq and is a predicted model, not a curated record. Gene Ontology annotation, cellular component: Golgi membrane. Gene Ontology annotation, molecular function: pyrimidine nucleotide-sugar transmembrane transporter activity. NCBI's taxonomy places the organism in Eukaryota, Viridiplantae, Streptophyta, Magnoliopsida, Asterales, Asteraceae. The transcript is spliced from 7 exons. Gene Ontology annotation, biological process: pyrimidine nucleotide-sugar transmembrane transport. Bases 109 to 1104 code for a protein of 331 amino acids.
AACGAAAGACUCCUUUCCAACAAAAUCAUGUAAGCGUGUAGACGGUGUUCGAAGUAAUUCAGAGGAGAAGGAGAAGAGCAAUUGUUCUCUGGGAAGGUCUCCUCAUCAAUGGCGUCGACCAAAUCUAAAACAUCGGGUUCAAAGAAAUUCUCAGAUAACUCAGGUGUUAACAAAAAAGUGUGGUUCUAUUCUUUGUUGCUCACCAUUCAAUAUGGUGCUCAGCCUCUGAUCUCCAAACGUUGUAUCGGUCGAGAAGUGAUUGUGACUUCAUCUGUUUUGGCAUGCGAGAUCGUAAAGGUUAUUUGUGCACUAGCUCUCAUGGCAAAAGAUGGUAGUCUGAAUAAAGCAUUGAAGGAAUGGACUCUGAUUGGCUCGUUAAGUGCAUCAGGAUUACCUGCAGCUAUCUAUGCACUACAAAAUAGCUUGUUGCAGAUUUCAUACAGGAAUCUUGAUUCCCUCACAUUUUCAAUGUUGAACCAGACAAAGUUAAUUUUUACAGCAUUGUUCACAUACAUUAUUUUAAGGCAGAAGCAAUCCAUUCAACAAGUUGGUGCCCUGUUCAUACUUAUCUUAGCGGCUGUUCUUUUAAGUAUUGGGGAAGGCUCGAGAAAAGAUUAUGGAAGUGAUAACCCUGAUAAGAUUGUUCUCUAUGGAAUUGUUCCGGUCUUGAUAGCUUCUGUACUUUCAGGUCUUGCCUCUGCCUUGUGUCAAUGGGCAUCUCAGGUUAAGAAACACUCAUCAUAUUUGAUGACGGUAGAAAUGUCAAUAGUUGGGAGCCUUUGCUUGCUGGCAAGUACUUCCAAGUCUCCAGAUGGCCAAGCAAUGAGACAGCAUGGGUUCUUCUAUGGGUGGACACCACUUACAGCGAUCCCUGUUGUGAUCAAUGCUGUUGGCGGGAUUCUUGUGGGUCUGGUGACAUCAUAUGCUGGUGGCGUACGAAAGGGGUUCGUCAUUGUCUCCGCCCUCCUGGUUACCGCCUUGUUGCAAUUUGUGUUCGAUGGAAAACCACCUUCGUUGUUCUGUCUCUUGGCCCUUCCGCUCGUGAUGACCAGCAUUUCAAUAUAUCAAAAGUACCCGUAUCGCGUCAAAAAGAAAGAAGCGUAGACUACAGUAGUCUCGAAACAGAUGAGGCGGAGUACAUUUUCCCUAACCAGGUAUCACUGCAUCUUCUGUCGUUCGUAAUAGCCAAGUUUCUUGAUCACUCUACAAUCGCUUACACUUUCUGAUUUACAGUUCAUGUUAUUUUCGAUCUUUUUCAUAUUCUUUUAACUGUCGAAUCGCAUUAUUUCUCGACAUGUAUAAUAUGUCGUCGAAUUAACCCAGAAACCAUACUGAAUACUUGCAUAUGUGAUUGUUUGUCUAACCAUUACUUGUAUUGAUCUAAAACAAAAAAACUAGUCAUUGUCCAUUUGGUC